Messenger RNA from Suillus subalutaceus, 987 nucleotides. RefSeq lists its product as uncharacterized. The transcript is spliced from 4 exons. The record is from RefSeq and is a predicted model, not a curated record. The coding region runs from base 1 to 987 and encodes 328 amino acids. Lineage: Eukaryota; Fungi; Basidiomycota; Agaricomycetes; Boletales; Suillaceae.
AUGAGCUCGUCGUACCCGCCAAAAACCCGCACCCGUCAGAGCGGGUACGGGUUUUCGCCGGGUACGGGUGUGGGUAAGGCCUCUGAUACCCGGGGGUAUACCCAUGCAGUUCCCUACCUCGACCAGCAGUUUAGAAUCGACAGCGGAUGGUCAUAUGCAAAGAUCACCAAUAACCUACGUACCUGGUUCCCAAAGGUCUUCAGAUACCUGGAUACGCAAGUUGAGAAGCGAACGUCCCAACCACGGUCCAGCCAUGAGGAAAAACCUGUUUGGCGCCUCCUAAACAAGUCUGGACAGGUGUUGACAGUUGUCGAUGUUGCAUUUCCAACUGGAAGUGACCUCUCAAAACACAAGGGACGAGACAAAGCCAGCGCCAGCGAAUGCCAUCUCUGGUUUGUAACGAGGAACCGGAUCCCGGACGAUAUUUACGAAUCUUGGAACACGCAGCCUGUUAUUGCAGGUUCAGAUUCCGAACGUGAUGAGAGUGACCAACUUUUCUCUGAUACGGACGGUUCAGUUGCCGAUAAGUCUGACAACGAGCUCGCAAGUUCCUUGAUGGAAUUGGAUCUGACUGAUGUCAAAGUCAAGGACUCAAACCCCAAAGGUAAAAUGAAGGCAAGAACACCAAAACGUACCAAUCACAUGAAACGAGUCCUUUCUCCUGACGAGUCAUCAUCCGAUACGAAGCGCCGAGUGGUUCAAAAGAAACAUAAGAAAGAAUCAGCGAGUGACGUUCCGCUAUUCUUUUCAGACUCAGGAAGUUCAAGUUGUCAAGCCCCUCCACCAACCCAGCCUCAAUUCAGUAGCCUCCGUCACGGUGACCUGCGACUCAAAGUGUCAUCUCCACCCGAAUUUGUGUCCGUCAGUGAGGACGAUGUCCUCUGGCGCAACAGAACGGACGGCGAUGACCCCUUCGCUCCGGAACGCAUCAAUCCUUGGGACUCUCGUUAUAUCAUGAUGCAGAAUGCUGCUAACUUUCUUAUUUGA